AUGGCUAUCCAAAAUUCCAAGCUUUUCGCUCCUGUUAAAAUCGGAUCAGUAGAUCUUAAACACCGAGUUGUUAUGGCUCCUUUGACCAGAUUUAGAGCUGAAAAGGAUACUGGUGUUCCAUCAGAAUACGCAGCUGAAUAUUAUUCGCAACGUGCUACAGAUGGUGGUUUGCUUAUAACCGAAGCCACUUUCAUCUCUGAAGCUGCAAGAGGAUAUCCCUCUGUUCCUGGUAUUUAUAAGCCUGAACACGUCGAGGGCUGGAAGAAGAUCAAUGAAGCUGUUCACAAGAAAGGUGGAAAGAUUUUCGCCCAAUUAUGGCAUCUUGGACGAGUCGCCAAGAUAUCACCUGUGAUUUACGCUGCUUCAGAUAUCGCAGAUUCCACGAGUGAUGAUCCCAAACCCGAAUUACACGUUAUGACCGAGGAAGAUAUCGAUAGGACAGUCGGUGAAUACGCCCAUGCUGCUAAGACAGCUAUUGAAGCUGGAUUUGACGGUGUAGAGAUCCACGGAGCCAACGGAUAUCUUCUUGAUCAAUUUUUACAACCCGUUUCAAAUCAACGAACAGACUCUUACGGUGGUCCACUCGAAAACCGAUUCAGAUUCCCUCUUCGAGUUUUGAACGAAGUCUGCGCCGCAAUCGGUGCUGAUAAAGUAGGGAUCAGAAUGUCUCCCUUUGGAAGAUUCCAGGGAAUGCGGGGAGACUUUAAGCCGCUUGAAACCUUUGUUCCAUGGACAGAAGCAAUCGUCAAAGCUCAACCCCAACUAGCCUACAUACACGCUAUCGGUAACCGAACUCAAGGAAACGACGAUAUAUCUCUUGACAAACAAGUCUCCGAAGAUACUCUUGAUCCUAUUAGAGAUGCUACUGUUAAAGCAGGUAUCAAAUUCCUUAACGCAGGUGGUUUCGGUGGUAAAGAGGGUAACCCCCAAAAACAAGCUGAUGAAUCUGGCGAUUUGAUCGUUUUCGGAAGACACUUCAUCUCCAACCCUGACUUGGUCUACCGACUCAAGAACGAUUUGCCUUUAGCUCAUUAUGACAGAGAUACUUUUUAUUCCUCUGGUCCUCACGGUUACGUCGACAUCCCCGAAUACAAAGAAGGUAAGGAGGACGGAUCUAAAUGA
Messenger RNA from Kwoniella shivajii, 1122 nucleotides. RefSeq lists its product as uncharacterized. Bases 1 to 1122 code for a protein of 373 amino acids. Gene Ontology annotation, molecular function: oxidoreductase activity; FMN binding. The transcript is spliced from 7 exons. The record is from RefSeq and is a predicted model, not a curated record. NCBI's taxonomy places the organism in Eukaryota, Fungi, Basidiomycota, Tremellomycetes, Tremellales, Cryptococcaceae.